Siniperca chuatsi (mandarin fish) is the source of this 3855-nucleotide messenger RNA. RefSeq names its product GDNF family receptor alpha 4a (gene gfra4a). The transcript is spliced from 8 exons. The record is from RefSeq and is a predicted model, not a curated record. Gene Ontology annotation, molecular function: signaling receptor activity. Gene Ontology annotation, biological process: nervous system development. The coding region runs from base 763 to 2085 and encodes 440 amino acids. NCBI's taxonomy places the organism in Eukaryota, Metazoa, Chordata, Actinopteri, Centrarchiformes, Sinipercidae. Gene Ontology annotation, cellular component: signaling receptor complex; external side of plasma membrane.
ACUGCUGCUGUCGGGCCCCUAAAAAAUAUUUUUAUCAUCUGGCUCCAAAUGAAUGGCUCUCAUGCAAGUUGACUGUGGUAGUUUCUCUCUUUUGGGGGGGGGAUAACCUACUUUAGGAGAAGUGUGGAUAUGGUCUACCCACCCAUACAGACGGCACCAUUUUACGCAGGCUUAUUGUUUCCAUUUUAUGGCAGAAUGAAAUAGGCUAUCGAUUUAACUUGUCCUAUUUCAACUUUGGCCAAGAUUGGAUUUUCAAACGAGCUGGGCUGGGCAUCUCCGGCCGACCCGCCUGGGAGCAGAGGAUCACAGGGACUGUGGGACUCGCAGGUCGGAGUGCGCAAAGCAACGCGCCCCUGUGAUUCAUCCGCAGUUUCCAGACGGUGCGCAGGUGGAGGCGAAGAGGAGAGGAAGCAGCCGCUCAGGACGGACGGAUGAAACGGCUGUUCAAUACGCGUAAGAUGUAUUCCACCUAAGGAACGAACUCGGUGUUGCAUUGAUUUGGAACCACUGGCUUGAUUUGGCGCAGCUGUAAACCAUUUUUCUUCCAUGACAAAAGUUUGACUGUUAAAAAAUGAUGCUCUGCUCCGCUCCUGUUUUUUCAUGCAAUGCUGUGGAUUCCGGCGUCAGCGUAAGUGGCCAGUCAUCACUUGAGAAAUAGCUUCGAUUCUUUCGGUCUUAAUUUCGGUGCCAAUUUCAACAAACAGAGGGCUUUUAUUCUCGCACAUCAUCAUCACUCGCCCGGGAUUGCAUCAAUUUGAAUUAAUGUCGCACUCCAUGAUGGACUUCCUCGGACUGUACUUCUUGCAGCUGGCUCUUAUUGGAAUCCCACGUAUGGCUCUCUCUGCAGGCGGGAGGGACUGCCUGCGUGCCGGAGACACCUGCUCCAGCGACGACACCUGCAGCCCGCGACUGCGCACCCUCAGGCAAUGUGUAGCGGGGGAUGGCAGCGUGAAGCUGGGGCCCGGGGCGCGAAACCAGUGUGAGAACGCCAUGACGGCGCUGCUGUCCACUCCUCUGCAUGGCUGCCAAUGUAAACGAGGCAUGAAGAAGGAGAAGAACUGCCUGAGUAUCUACUGGAGUCUGCAUCAGUCUGUGCUGCACGGACUCAGCCUGGUGGAGAGCUACCCGUAUGAACCAGAGGAGAGGGGCUCUGACUACGUUCGUCUGGCCUCCAUCGCUGCAGAGUCUGAAGUAACGACGGUGAACCGCUGCCUGGAUGCUGCCAAAGCGUGUAACAUAGAUGAGACGUGUCAGAAGCUUCGUACGGAAUACGUCUCAUCCUGCAUCCAGCCGUCAGCUCGCUCGGGGCCAUGUAACCGACCAAAGUGCAACAAGGCGCUAAGGAAGUUCUUUGACCGUGUUCCCCCUGACUACACCCACGAGCUGCUGUUCUGUCCCUGCACCGACACGGCCUGCGCAGAGCGGCGCCGGCAAACCAUCGUGCCGUCAUGCUCAUACGAAGACAAGGAGAAACCCAACUGCCUGGCUCAGCUGCGGAUCUGCAAAGCAGACUAUGUGUGCAGGUCUCGCUGGGCACAGUUCCAGUAUGAUUGCCAACCUUCCGAGCUGAGCACCAGUGGCUGCAAGCAGGAGAACCACGGAGCAUGUCUACUUGCGUACACCGGCCUGAUAGGAAGCACAAUAACUCCCAACUACCUUGACAACUCCACAUCCAACGUGGGACCCUGGUGCUCCUGCGCAGCGAGCGGCAACCACAGGGAACAAUGCAGUGACUUCCUCACUUUUUUCCACGACAAUGUCUGCCUGAAAAAUGCCAUCCUGGCUUUUGGGAACGGAUCGGAUGUGAAAACGGGUGCCAGCCAGCCCGGGAUGCCCAGUCCAGCGACGGACAACCAGAGCCCGCACUUGGCAACCACCGCCCCGGGCGUCUCCAUGGAAACAGAGCAGAACAUUCUGGGAGCACAGAUACCUACUCAGGUUAACGAGAACGACAGAUUGUGGGGCGAUGAGGGAGACUCCACUCUUCCCUCUCCGGGCCUGUCGGACUGCGGAGCCGAGCCUGUCGGCCUGUCCCUGCUGCUGGGCCUCGGUUGGCUGCUCCUGCUGCUGCUCUCCGACCAAUAAGAGGCCUCACUCACCUGGCCUCCACGGACAAAACUCCAGACCGGGGGUGGGGGAGUGGGGGUGUGAGAAAGAGCCAUUUCUGUGUGUCAAAUGACUGUGGAGGUCGACUCUGUCCUGCCCCGCUCCCCCCUCCCUCUGUCACAAAAAUCACACUUCUCUUUUUGUGAAUCAUGACUCAGAGCAGAUGUGUUCUGCAGCCCACACCCUUGAGAAGACUGCCAGAGAGGGUGCCACUACCGCACCAGGGGGGAGGGGGGUCCAGGAAGUACACACCUCAUUACUUGCUUCACGCCUGCCCAAACACAAACUGUUACACAUGACACACACGCAGACUUUAUUCAUCCGAAAAUAACGUCCAAGCUCCAGUGAAAAGGCCCAGUGGGUUUAGAAAGUGUACAGUGAAGAGACACUGAAGAUGCAGUGCAGGAAAACUAAAAAAAAAAAAAACUAAAAAAAAAGAAGGUUUUUUGGGUCCCUGAACAUUCCUUGAUGUAAAAUAAAAAUAAAUGUUAAAACUUUUCUCUCAGAUGGACAGUGAUUAAGUGUUACACAAAAUUUAAGAUGGAAGUGUGUGUUUGUCUACAUGCAGCGCUCUGCUCAUUCAGCUUUGCCCUAUAUUUUGAUGCCACAUAUUUCAUGAGUCAUAAUUUUUGUUAUGCAGAAUGUUAGAUGGAAGCACAUGUUAGAGUCAAAUCACAAUGAAAUUCUUUGACUUUGUUGUGUUUUACAAGGACCUACAUUACUUAUUAGCCUUUAUCGUAUUGUAAUUUGUUUUAAAUUUUAAAGCUAUAAAUCAUUUCGUAUGAGUAGAUGUCACCUUGGAAGGGGGCUCUUCAUAUAUUCAUUCAGUAAGCUUUAAGUGUGAGGGCCUGACAAACAUUUGGGUUUGUUCCUCUUCAGAAAUGUAUUUAAAAAAAAAAAAUCAUGUGGUUUUGGUGAAGCAACAAGAGAUGGAAACAAGUUUAUAUUUUUUAAAUGUAUAUGGACUUUGCCGCAGAGAAAGCAUAUCUAUAGACAAGUUUGUGACCAAUCAUAUUUUGCCGUUGCGGGAGGACUGGUGGAAAACAGACAGUGCGGGUUUUGAUGCGUGAACGGAUGCAUCUGUCUUUUGAGAGACUUGUGAGAUGAAGGUGAUGACCCUAGUUGGCCCGCUACCUGCUGGGACUCUUCGCUCGACGUGGGACGCCAGAGGAUUUACAAUAUGUACUGUAAAAGCACAGCUCUGCUUUGUGGAGCGGACAUGUCUAUGAAAAGUGUUGAAAUGGAGAGACCGAAGUUGGUUAGGAGCAAACGCUCUUAACAAGGAAUGUGUCAUCUUCAAUACUGCCAUUGAAUUCAGUUAUCUGAAGAAACCCAUUUGUUUCACUGCAUUAUUAAAUGUCACAACAUAUGCUGAUUUUAACACAAAGAAAGAAAAUAUGUUGCCCAAGCAGACCUGAUGAAAAUGACACAUUCUAGUUCAAGUUGGACCUAAAAAUGCUCACAGUAUAAGUUUAACAGCACAAUAGUUGUUGGAUUUUGCCUGCCAAGUUCUACAGGAAAGAAAAAAAAAAGUUUAUUCUUCCUCAUUGAUGCCUAUGUAGUUUUGAAAUGAGACCCCAAAUGGGUUUUAACAGGGUUGUAAGGACAUAAAUUCAACACAAAGGGGCAGUUCACUCAAAUUUUCUCACAUACCUCUAGUGGUACCCAGUCAUGCAGAUGACAGACAAAUAUCGUUUUCUGACAUUGCUGCUGCUUCCAUCCAAAUACAAUAAAGAUAAUUUAACUUUU